Molecule: messenger RNA, 3974 nt
Organism: Phlebotomus papatasi
Lineage: Eukaryota; Metazoa; Arthropoda; Insecta; Diptera; Psychodidae
Gene: DCTN1-p150
Product: dynactin subunit 1
Exons: 9
Coding region: 122-3838 (1238 amino acids)
Biological process (GO): establishment of mitotic spindle orientation; nuclear migration
Cellular component (GO): axon; microtubule associated complex; kinetochore
Source: RefSeq, a predicted model, not a curated record
UAGUCGGAAUUGCAUGUGUUUUGACAAGUCGCGAUUUUGUGUAGAAAAAAUUUUAUUGUGAUAUCUAGAAUUUUAGAGGAUUUAGGGAUUAUUUGAGCUCACACGCCCCCCAAAAGAAAUAAUGUCGGAGAAGAGCCUCAAAGUGGGACAGCGUGUAGAGGUGACUGGGAAAGAUGUCCGGGGGCAGAUUGCCUACGUCGGGAUGACAUCAUUCGCAGCAGGAAAGUGGAUAGGAGUAAUACUGGAUGAACCCAAAGGGAAGAACAAUGGCACAAUCAAGGGCACGACGUAUUUUACGUGUGCUGAGAAUCAUGGUACUUUUGUGAGGCCAAGUCAAUUGGUUCUCCUGGAUGACAGCGGCAAUCCCUUGGAAGACACCAGCCCUGAGGAGAAACCUCGUUCCCGAUUGAGCAGCUCAAGUUCUGUCCGCUCAGUUAAUACCACGAAGCCCACAGCUGUGAGAAGGAAGUCACCUGUAAAAGCGCCAACAGCUCGUAAAGCAAGUUCUAUGACUUCAUCAGCAUCAAGGUCGUCAAAAAACUCUCGGUUGUCCCUGACGGGAAGUAGACAGAGUCUUGUUGGAUCUCGAAGUCAAUUGGCUUCACCAGCCGGUGAGAAGAAUACUGGAGUCACAGUUACCGAUGGCAAGGAAGUUCCAGCGUCAAAGAUACCCGAGAAGCGUUCAAUACCUCCACCAGAAUCGUCUCUGUCUUCCAAGAGGUCUUCUUUUGUGGAGACUGGAUUUUUGGAGACGCUUAAGCCUCAGUUUACACCAGGACAGUCCCUGACAUCUCCGUCACCAGCCCUUACGACUGAGGAUAAGUUGGCAGCUCUGCAGCAGCAACAGGAGAUUGAGGAUCUCAAGGGUCAGGUGAAGGAAUUGUCUGAAAAGUUGGAGACACUCCGGUUGCGUCGAGCUGAAGAUAAGGAGCGUCUUCGGGAGUUUGACAAGAUGAAGACACAAUUUGAGCAAUUGCAGGAGUUUAAGCAUAAAAUCAUGGAUGCUCAAACGCAACUCCAGCGAGAGUUGCAGAGAGCACGUCAAGAGACGAAAGAUGCAGUUGAGGCACGGGAUAGACAUGCUGAAGAAAUGUCUGAUCUGGCUGAGAAUGUCGAAAUGAUUACGCUAGAUAAGGAGAUGGCUGAAGAAAAGGCAGAUACGUUGCAGCUGGAGCUCGAUCAAGCCAAGGAACGUAUUGAAGAGUUGACACUGGAUCUUGAGAUUAUAAAGACAGAAAUGCAGAAUCGUGGUGGAGAUGGUCAGCCAGGAGUGACAACGGCCUAUGAGUAUAAGCAACUGGAGCAGCAAAAUGUGAGAUUGAGGGAGACUCUGGUAAGGCUUAGAGAUCUCCUGGCGCACAAUAAUCACGAAAUCCAGAAGAUGCACAAAGAGUUGGAAACGAAGAAGUCUGAAGUGGCAGAACUACACCGCACAAAAGAGAAGCUUUCCAGUACUGUUGAUGAGCUGGAAGUGCAGAUGGUGGAUCUGCAAGAGCAAGUGGAUGCUGCCUUGGGGGCUGAGGAGAUGGUUGAACAAUUGGCAGAGAAGAAGAUGGAAUUGGAGGAUAAGGUGAAGUCUCUGCAGGAGGAAGUGGCUGAAUUGGAGGCUCUGGAGGAGGUGCAUGAGCAAUUGGUAGAGAGUAAUCAUGAGCUAGAGAUGGAUUUGCGAGAGGAAUUGGAUAUGGCUCAUUCGGCCAAGAGGGAAGCCAUCAGGGAGAAGGAUGCUGCUCUGGAGACGAUUGUUGAUCGUGAUCAGACAAUUCUGAAAUUCCGUGAAUUGGUGCAGAAGCUCAAUGAACAGCUUCAGGAUAUGCGUGAGAAGGUGAAUCAGGAAAAUACUAAAUUGACUAAGGAUACCAUUGCUGAGACAAUUGAUUUCAAGCAAAUGUUUGCAGAAUCCAAAGCUUUUACGAGAGCUAUUGAUCUUCAGCUGAGACAAAUUGAAUUGACACAGGCCAAUGAGCAUGUUCGCCUCCUGACAGCCUACAUGCCAGACACCUUUAUGAAUCGAGGCGGAGAUCACGAUGCUAUCCUUGUGAUAUCCCUUGUGUCAAGGAUUGUAUUCAAAGCGGGUAUUAUUGUUAAUCAGAGCCGAGAGAGAUUCCCACAGCCAACAACUUUCGAUCGCAGUGCAAUCCUUCAGGGUCAUGAUAUUCAUCAAUUUGAAUUCCGUUCUCGUCUACUCCAUCAUGUGCACAAUUUGCAAACUAUCAUGCAUCAAUUUCUCUUUGGUCUAAACUCAUGCACACCCGAAGUACUGCUGAAAGCUGGUGCUUCUCUGCCCGAGAUGGUGGCUCAGGAGAAGACAAUUGAUGGAAUUGUUGAACUCCUGAAGAUCAAUCAACUCGAUGAAAAUUCAUCCACUGAAAACUUGGAGAAGUGCAUCUCCUUCUUCAAUGCAAUGUUCUCAGUUUUGCUGGCUUCCGAGCAACUGAUGAAUGAAACCCAGUUUGUCCGGGACUGUAUUGCUGCCAUUGGAGCUGCUUGUGAUUCCAUCAGUACAGAUGCUACCCUUGUUCAGGCACUGAUCAAGGGAGGCGAUGAGACGAGUGAUUCGGGACUUUUGCUGCAGUAUGUCAUUCAGAAUGUCGAAUCCAUUAGGCAACAAUUGAAGCUGGUGAAGAGACGUCUACCCCAAGAUAUUAAUGUGAUCAAGUGCAAUUUAUCCCCUAAAACCAUUUCGAAUCUCAAGCAAAUGGCCGAGAGUCUGGGAAAGUUGAUGAUGGUACUGUUCUUGGUGGCUAAACAAGUACUACAUCUGGUGACUGUAAAUACAGAAUCGGGAGAUGCUACAGUAUCUCAUACGAAGCUCUGGGACUUCCUCUCAGCAGCCUGCGAUCGGAUCUAUGAACAAGAUGAUCGUGGUCCAUCACAGAAUAUGAGAACUGUUUUGAGUGCAGUGAAUACAGACAUGUCCCAGUUGGCUCAGUAUCUACUUGAUCACGAAUACGAAAUAAUGGCAGCUCCAGCUUCAGUGGAGAAACCCGUUGCUCCGAUCAUUCAGAGGGCACAGUUCAUCAAGAAGCAACUUGAGGAGACCAAAACACUCACAGCAACUUUGGAGAAUCGUGAAGCUGAGAUUAGGCAGCUCAAGUUGGCGGCCAAGAUGAAACAGAAUGAACUGUCGGAGAUGCAGAUUCGGAAGGAUUUGGCAGAGAAAAAGCUAUCAGUGCUACAACAUGACAAUGAAAUUAAUGUGGAAAAGUUGCAGAGGAAGUACGAUGAAACUCUUCAGAUGCUGAAGAAAAAAGAGAAGGAGUUUGAGGAGACAAUGGAUCAUCUUCAGAGUGACAUUGACACACUGGAGAACGAGAAGGGAGCUCUCAGAGAGAAACUAAAGGCUCAUAGCAGCAAGAAGGGUGAUCUCAAGUCAACUACAGCAUUUGACAUUACAGCAUCUUCUCCGUAUAUUGCCCAAGAACUUUCCCUACUUCAGAAGGCUUUUGCGGAGGAGCGUGCUGAACGUAUGAAGCUCCAAGCAACCGAAUACAUGAAGGUUCUCAACAGCUUGGAGCCCAUUCAUGUUCCGAAGCCACCAGAUAAUCGGAUCAGGGACUUGGAGAAACAAUUGAGGGAAGUGAAACAUGAGAUGAUAAUGUCAAUGGUGAAAGAGGGUGACAUUCCGGAGGGCAAUACCAAGCACACAAGUAUCCAGAAGAGGUUGAUGGAUCAGGAGAAUCAGCACAAGCAAAUCAGGAGUGAAUUGAAAUUGCGUGCUGAGUCGCUAGCCAGUGAAAUUCUAAAUGAAUAUCUUCAGAGGAAACCUCAUCGUUCGGCCAAGAGUGACUUUGCUAAAUUUCCUGCUGUUCAACUAACUAAGGCAAUGAGGGAGCAGUAGAUGUUUACAGAGAAAGCUUUUUGUAUCUCUCGCAUAAGUAUCCAUCAGAGUUAAUUUAUUCUAUACAUAUAUACAUAUAUAUUGAACAAAAAAAAGGCAUUCUUAUCACUAAAAAAAAUUCCCCUAAUAUCGCAGA